AAGAUUUUUGCAGCAAGUUAACGCUGUCGCCUGCUGCCUAUGUGUGGCUGUUUUCAACAAGUUUAGCUUAAAUUUAGUUAGGUUUUUAGGGUUUUACUGAAUGUACAGAGAUUUUGAAUAAAGAAGUUGCCGUGAAAAGGAUUUUUUGCUGAUUAACUCGACAAAUAACCACCAAAAUGUCAGGAGAAGCUCAGGACUCGCAACCCAUCUGGACUCGCCCAUCGAGGCAUAAAAGAAAGAGACGAACGAGGGCGCAAAUUGAUUACGUCGAGAUGUCUGUCAGGUACGGUUCAAUAAAGCUUCAAGUUCCGCAUGGAUUUAAAAGUCUUCUGGAACAUCUAGCAAGGGAGAUACUGCGUGAACAACCCAAGAAUAUUCCCGAAUUUGCCGCCGCGUAUUUCAAGCAUUUACUGCAGAAGCGUGAAGAUGGCCGUGCAGAUGAAUACUUAGUGAACGAACGUAUAGUAGAAUCAGAAGUCACUUUACCAAGCACAGUGGAAGCAGAACCAGAGCCUGCACCACAAAGUUACGAAGUAGUCACUCAGGAACCUGUCUCAGCUCCGGCUGAAGAUGAGCAAGUUACUCAACAAGAAGAAGAAGAAGAAAUGCCUGAUCUUGAGGAUCCAGAGGUUCAAAAAGCAGCUACCAUGAUCCAAGCAUCAUUCCGGGGAUUCAAGACAAGAAAAUCAAUAUCACCUUCCAAGGCUCCUACUCAGAAAGAUAUAGAGCAGUUACAAGACCAAGCUUGCAGCAGUUCUUCGUUCGAGAGAAAAGCAAGCGAUGCAACAACAGAUAAAACAGCUUUAAUAGAAGCUCUUGUACAAUCAGGAGAGAGUUUAGAUAGUAUCGGCCCUCCUAGUUCGUUAUGCGUUGUGCAGAGCGAUACGCAACAAAUAGAAGAGUUGAACGCGCCAAGUGAAUCAUCCCUUGUUGUUAGAGAGACGUUAGAUGCAGCAUCACAGCCUGAAAGUAUACGCAGACACUCAGACAUUGGUCUGCUGGAAGUGGUGGGACGCCAGGCUCAAUCGAAGCCACCAGUAACAACUUCACCUGUUGUCUCCACCCCUCAGGAAGUUUCUGAAGUGCCAAUUGAGCCAAUCGAGGUCCAAAGUAGGAAUGAUGCUGAAUUAGACCAUGCUGCUGUGUGUCAGUCAUUGUUCUGCACCAAGACAGGUCUAGAUGCAGCAGAGCCUGCUGAAGAGCCAUCUGCUGCUGAACCCACAGCCGCUGGAGAGUCUACGGCUGAACCAUCUGCUGAAGAGCCUGCUGCCGAACCAGCCGCUGAAGAGCCUGCAGCUGAACCAGAUACUGAAGAGCCUGUCACAGAACCAGCUGCAGAAGAGUCUGCAACUGAGGAGCCUGCAAACGAACCAACCACUGAAGAGCCUGCAGCUGAACCAGCUACUGAGGAGCCGGCAGCUGAACCAGUCGCUGAGGAGCCUGUAUCUGGACCAGCUGCUAAAGAGCCUGCAGCAGAACCGGUCGCUGAAGAGCUUGUAGCUGCACCAGUCGCUGAAGAGCCUGCAGCUGAACCAGCUAUUGAAGAGCCUGCAACUGAACCAGCUGCUGAAGAGCCUGCAACUGAACCAGCUAUUGAAGAGCCUGCAGCUGAAUCGGCUGCUGAGGAGCCUGCAACUGAACCAGCCGCUGAAGAGCCUGCAGCUGAACCGGUUUUUGAAGAGCCUGCAACUGAACCAGUCGCUGAAGAGCCUGCAGCUGGACCAGUUGCUGAAGAGCCCGCGGUCGAACCAGUCGCUGAAGAGCCCACAGCUGAACCAGCCGCAGAAGAGCCGGCAGCUGAACCAAUCGCUGAAGAGCCUGCAACUGAACCAGCUACUGAAGAGUUUGUAGCUGAACCAACUGCUGAAGAGCCCGCAGCUGAACCAGCCGCAGAAGAGCCGGCAGCUGAACCAGUCGCUGAAGAGCCUGCAACUGAACCAGCUGCUAAAGAGCCUGCAGCUGAACCAGCUACUGAAGAGUUUGUAGCUGAACUAACUGCUGAAAAGCCUGCAGCCGAACCAGCUGCAGAAGAGCCUGCUGGUGAACCAGCCGCCGAAGAUCCUGCAGCUGAAGAGUCUGCAGCUGAACCAGCCGCUGAAGAGCCUGCAGCUGAACCAGCCGCAGAAGAGUCUGCAGCUGAACCAGCCGCUGAAGAGCCUGCAGCUGAACCAGACGCUGAAGAGCCUGCAGCUGAACCAGACGCUGAAGAGCCUGCAGCUAAUCCAGCCGCAGAAGAGCCUGCAGCUGAACCAGCCGCUGAAGAGCCUGCAGCUGAACCAGCCGCUGAAGAGCCUGCAGCUGAACCAGCCACAGAAGAGUCUGCAGCUGAACCAGCUGCUGAAGAGCCUGCAGCUGAACCAGACGCUGAAGAGCCUGCAGCUGAACCAGACGCUGAAGAGCCUGCAGCUGAACCAGCCGCUGAAGAGCCUGCAGCUGAUCCAGCCACAGAAGAGCCUGCAGCCGAACCAGCCGCUGAAGAACCUGCAGCUGAACCAGCUACUGAAGAGCCUGCAGCUGAACCAGUCGCAGAAGAGCCUGCAGCUGAACCAGCUGCCGAAGAGCCUGCACCUGAACCAGCUGCCGAAGAACCUGCAGCUGAACCAGCUGCCGAAGAACCUGCAGCUGAGGAACCAGUUGCUGAGGAGCCUGAACCAGCACCACAAGAAUCUGAAACGAAAGAAGACGAAACUGCAGAAUCACAACCAGCACAGGAAGGGGCUCCCGUUGCUGCCCAAGAGGAAAAGGCGGAGGAAGCAGCUCCAGAGGCAACUGAAGGAGCCGUCCCAGAAACAACAGCAGAACAAGAUGAGACUCCUCCGGCAACAACUGCAGAAGAGCCACAGGCGGAAGCAGCUGAGGAACCACAGGCCGAAGCAGCCCCAGCAGAACAAGUUGAAGCUGAUGUAGAACCUAUCCAAUCUGAGGCUCCAGCAGUUGUGACAGGAGAGACACUGGCAGCUGAAACAACUGAUGCCCCUGCUGUAGCUGAAGAAACAAAGACAGAAGAAAAAACUGAGGAAGUAGCCGAGCCUGCUGCAACAGAAGUUGAGGCUGAGCCUGCUGCUGCAGAAGUUGAGACUGAGCCUGCUGCAGCAGAAGUUGAGGCUGAACCUGCAGCAGCAGAGCCACAAGCUGAAGAAGCUAAAACAGAGGAACCAGCAGAAGAAACAAAAACUGAGGAACCAGCAGCAGCUACGGAGGAAGAAAAACCUGCGGAAGUAACAGAAGAAGCUAAAGCAGAAGAGCCAGCAGCUGCAGAGGAAGAGAAACCAACGGAAUCUGAAGACAAACCGGCUGAAUCUGCUCCAGAGGCUGCAACUGAAGAGAAAUCAGAAGACAAACCAGCAGAACCUGAAUCCGCUCCAGAGGCUGCAGCUGACGAGACUAAACCAGAGGAAGCAGCACCAGCAGCGGAGUCAGCUGAGCCAGAAAAGACUGAGGAGGAGCCUGCAAAACAAGAAGAGAGCCCUCCGGACGCUGAACAAAGCGUAUCCAUGGCUGAAGAAGCAACAUGAUUUUAGUUUUUAUAAUUUCAUUUCUUUAAAUCGCACUGUGUUUUUCUUUCAACCCAACAAAUUUUGUCUUGUUUUUUUCCAGCGAGCAAACAAAGUAAAAAUAGUGACUGAA
Molecule: messenger RNA, 3627 nt
Organism: Styela clava
Lineage: Eukaryota; Metazoa; Chordata; Ascidiacea; Stolidobranchia; Styelidae
Source: RefSeq, a predicted model, not a curated record